Molecule: messenger RNA, 635 nt
Organism: Acaromyces ingoldii
Lineage: Eukaryota; Fungi; Basidiomycota; Exobasidiomycetes; Exobasidiales; Cryptobasidiaceae
Product: putative heat shock protein 10
Exons: 3
Coding region: 22-345 (107 amino acids)
Cellular component (GO): mitochondrial matrix
Molecular function (GO): ATP binding; protein-folding chaperone binding; protein folding chaperone
Source: RefSeq, a predicted model, not a curated record
CCCUCCUCCGCAACAAGAACGAUGGCCACUCAAUCGACGAUCCGCAGCAUCAAGUCUGUCGUGCCGCUCCUCGACCGCAUCCUGGUCCAGCGCUUCAAGCCCGAGCAGAAGACAGCGUCGGGCAUCUUCCUUCCCUCUGCUGCUACGCAGUCUCCCCUUCCCGAGGCUAGUGUCAUCGCCGCGGGACCUGGUGUUGCUGACAAGGAGGGCAAGCUGGUCCCCACGAGCGUCAAGCCCGGCGACAAGGUCCUCCUCCCAGGCUGGGGCGGCAACAGCAUCAAGGUCGGCGAGGAUGAAUACCUCCUCAUCAGAGAUUCCGAGAUUCUGGCUAAGAUCAACGAGUAAAAGGCCGAGGUGUUCGGGGGUCCUCGCAUAAUUUGUACUUUCAGCAAUCACCACUCUUCAGAGACCACCCUCGCUGCCAUUCGCUUCUCGCAUUGUCUGUGUCUCUGAUUUGACGAGGCUGUAAGCCUUUCUCGUGUCAUUUGCUCCCGCCGUUGUUCGCGGUACCAGCCACCUAGCGUCUUAGGCUUGUCUGCUUGCUUGCUUGCUCGACGAAGAGGAUUUGUCCAGCUUGAAGGUUUCAUAUGAUGAGAUGGUCACUGAGAAAUUAUCGAUGAUGGAGCAAUGCAACG